Molecule: messenger RNA, 2899 nt
Organism: Apus apus (common swift)
Lineage: Eukaryota; Metazoa; Chordata; Aves; Apodiformes; Apodidae
Gene: LRRC47
Product: leucine rich repeat containing 47
Exons: 7
Coding region: 1-1767 (588 amino acids)
Biological process (GO): phenylalanyl-tRNA aminoacylation
Molecular function (GO): protein binding; RNA binding; phenylalanine-tRNA ligase activity
Source: RefSeq, a predicted model, not a curated record
AUGGCGGCCUGGCCGGAGCUGGAGGCGGCGGGCCGGGAGCGGCGGCGGGAGCUGUCUCUGGCCGGGGCGGCGGUGGCGGAGCGGGUGGCGGCGGGGGGGGGGCGGCUGCCGCCGGCGCUGCUGGCGCUGCCGCUGCUGCAGUCGCUGGAGCUGAGCGGCUGCCCGGCGCUGCGGGAGCUGGGCCCGGGUCUGGCCGCCGCCCUGCCCGCCCUGCACACGCUGGUGCUCCGCGGCAACGCGCUGGGCCCCGCCGGGCUGGGCCAGGGGCUGGGCGGGCCGCUGCCGGCCCUGCGCAUCCUCGACCUGUCCGGGAACGGGCUGGAGGUGCUGCCCGCCGCGCUGGGCGGUGCGGAGGGGCCGGCGGGAGCCCCGGGAGCAGCCCCGGGAGCGGCCCCGGGAGCAGCCCCGGCCUUCCCGCAGCUGCGCAGCCUCAAUCUCAGCGGCAACCGGCUGCGGGAGCUGGGCCCGGGGCUGGCCCGCGCCGCGCCGCAGCUGCAGGCGCUGCUGCUCUCCGGGAACCGCCUGCGGGUGCUGCCCGGGCCGCUCCUGCCCCCCGGCCCCGCCGCGCCCUUCCCGCUGCUCAGCCGCCUGGAAGCGGCCGACAACGAGCUGGAGGAGCUGGGCGCCGACAUCGCCGCCCUGCCGGCCCUCAAGAGCCUGGACGUGGCCAACAACCACCUGAAGGAGCUGCCCGCCGCGCUGGCCGGCUGCCCCCGGCUGAAGGAGGCCAACUUCAGGGGCAACCAGCUGAAGGACAAGCGGCUGGAGAAGAUGGUCAACGGCUGCCAGACAAAGGCCAUCCUGGAGUACCUGCGGGCUGGGGGCCGCGGGAAGGGGCGGGCUGAGAACGCCCGAGAGGAGGCCAGGAAGAAGAAGAGAGAGAAGCAGCAGAGGAAGGAGAGCGGGGACGGGGAGCAGGAUGAGCUGGAAGAGGCGAGCAGGCUGCUGGUGAAGGUGCUGCACAUUUCCGAGAACCCGGCCCCCCUGGUGGUCAAAGCCAGCUCGGGUGUCAAGGAUGUUCGGCCCUUCAUCGUGUGCUGCGUGCUGAGGGGAGUGGACCUGAGCCCGGGAAAUGCUCUGAAGAGGUUCCUGUCCAUGCAGACUAAACUGCACGAAGACAUUUGUGAAAAGCGAACAGCAGCCACAAUUGCCACCCACGACUUGCAGCUGAUCAAAGGUCCUCUGGUGUAUGAUGUUCAGCCUCCUGAUGAGCUGAAGAUAACACCCUUGGGUCGAAAGGAGAUCAAGGCAAAGGACCUUCUCCGGCAGCUGCAGCUGGAAGCUGAGGAGCAGAGGAAGCAGAAGAAGCGCCAGAACGUGUCUGGGCUGCACAAGUAUCUCCAGUUGCUGGAUGGCAAAGAUAACUACCCGUGUCUUGUGGAUGCUGAAGGGGUUGUGGUUUCUUUCCCACCAAUAACCAAUAGUGAAAAAACAAAGAUCAAAAAAGACACUCGUGAUCUAUUUCUGGAAGUGACAAGUGAUACCAGUUUACAGAUAUGCAAAGAUGUCAUGGACACACUAAUUCUGAAAAUUGCAGAACUGAACAGAGUUACCUUGGAAAAUAAGGAAGACUCAGGCUCUGAUAAUGAAUCUGAUGCUCUUGGUGGACCAGGGACUUGGAACCCCAGCCAAAACACAGAGCCCAGGAACGUGCCCUUGGUAGUGGAGCAGGUUCGAGUGGUGGACACAGAUGGAAACUUGAAAGUACUUUAUCCUUCAAAAACUGACCUAGUGACAGUCUCUUCUCUUCUGACUGUCAUACGUUAGCAGCUCUCAAAGCUAAGAAAACUCUUCCAUUUUCUUUACUGUUUUUUUUCCAUGUUCAGCAGUGCAACUGGCCCACAGUGAGGUGGCUGUUUCUUUUAAAGCAAAGAUGCAGUGCCUGGAUAUGUAAAAACUGUCCAGUUUGAUCAAGCUCUAGCAAGAGUAUUUCAUUCUUCCAGCCUUAACAGGAAGUGAUCAGUGUUCUGACUAGGCAGAGAUAACAGCAUUUUCAAAUGUGCCCCUAAAGGCAGAGAAGGUAUUGGAAGUCAGAACAGAUUAACUUGUAGAGAAAAUCACAAUGACUUCUUAGCAUUUACAAAAUGAGUGUAGUCCUGUUGUCUGCAAGAUCAAUGUUUCUUCCUGGUCUGUUUCAGCUGGAUUAUUUUUUUUGGCAGCUAAACUGAUAAAACCAGUAGGUGACAGUGCUGAAACGAAGUCAAGUGCUGGGUACCAGUACUGAGGACUGAAUGCAGAACUACUUUGCUAACGUCUCUGUAUCCAUUUGUUUUUAUACCUGGAGUAAUUGUGAAAAUAUAAUUGCUGUUGGGACUUGAGGAAUGAGUUUUAAAGUGAUGGUUUCUGUGUUCAGACAACACAGCUUCCAUUUUUAAGUAAAGUCAGUUAUAUUGACUGCAGGGGUUUGUGUGUCCCAGUACAUUUUAGAGCCAUCAUCCAUCCUUGUGGAAAUACCAGUUGUAGUGACCUCGUGGUGUACCUGUUGAGUUACUGUUGGCCAAGCACUGAAUUUAUUACUGCUCAAGAGCUUUGGUUCAGUUCAGAGGGCUAAUGCUGCCUCCCAGUGACACUGCCAGAGCUCCCUGGCUCCCCAGGACACAAACACUCUUGCUCAGUGUGACUUUCUGUCACGCUCCCCCAUGAAGAGUGUGGGGGACACCUUCCAAAGUGCAGGUGGUCUGAGUGGUUCUGAUUCUUGCAGUCCGUGGGUGACCUGUAGAUCCAGACUCCUACCUGCACAAAUGCAAACCUCUCCAUAAGCUAGAGUGACGUCCAGAUUCACUGUUUUUGGUUAAAAAUGCUAUAGAACUCUUAACUGAACUUCCAGAUAUGGUGUCAAACGUGUCCAUGUGUUGGGACUUGCACAUUGAAUGGAAAAAUAAACCAUACUUUGGUUUGA